Molecule: messenger RNA, 651 nt
Organism: Tauraco erythrolophus (red-crested turaco)
Lineage: Eukaryota; Metazoa; Chordata; Aves; Musophagiformes; Musophagidae
Source: RefSeq, a predicted model, not a curated record
CUCUCUUGCAAAUACAGUUAUCCCAAGCACCAUCUGAGUGUAAACAGCAUGGAGAUGAAUGUCCUACCUGGGCAUCAGCCCAGCAAUGGUAACACAAUCUACAGCUACCACACAAUGGAAAACCCGUGCUGCCCCCCGAAGAACGACCUGGGUAGCAAGAGCGGAAAGAUUACUUGCCCCUUACCAGAAGACAUUGAGCUUGUUCAAAAGAAAGCUGUAAUGGAUACUAUUCCAGUGAUUGUGAAGAUCCUGGAGGAAGUUCAGUUCAUAGCGAUGCGCUUCAGGAAACAAGAUGAGGGUGAAGAGAUCUGCAGUGAGUGGAAGUUUGCAGCUGCUGUCAUAGACAGAUUGUGCCUGGUUGCAUUUACCCUUUUUGCCAUCAUUUGCACAUUUACAAUACUCAUGUCUGCUCCAAAUUUUAUAGAAGCUGUUUCAAAGGAUUUUGCAUAAGGAUUUCAAAGAUGAACACGGUAAUUUAAAAGCGAAUAUUGCCAGUAAUUUUGCUAGAUAAUUUAACUUAAAUAGAGAAGUGUACUUAUAUAUGCUAACUUACACAGAAGGGGAUGAAAAUAAUUUCAGGAGAUAAUUGUUCCUGAUGUUAGUGAUUGUAGUUACUGAAUAGUAAACAUAUUGAGCUUUGUUACUUAUUUC